AUGCCAUCCGCUCCCCCCGCCCCUACCCUCCGCGUGCCCGCUCCCUUGCCGCCUCUUUUGACCCUCCCUGCCCCCCCUCGCCGUUUCCAACCGCCCGCCAUUCGCUCCUCCCCGCCCGUGCGCUCCCCUCCUUUACCUUCUCCUCCCCCCUUCCCUCCUCUGCUGCACGCCCCUUCCUUCCCCUCGCCGACCCACUCCACUCCCUGCCCCUCCUCAAUCCGCACCCUGCCCCUCGUAUCUCGCCCCCCUAUGCUUGGUUUCUCCCCUCCCUGCCCCUCGCCGCCUUUCCCCGCUCCCCACCUCCCCCCUCUCCCUGCCCCCCCACUCUCCCCCCCCUUGUCCUUGGCUUCCUACCUCCCUGCCUCACCUUUCCCCCCUCCGUGUGCUCAGCUUCUCCCCUCCCUGCCCCUCCCUCCUCCCCGCCCUGCCCCUCAUUUUCCGCCCCCCCCACGCCCGGUUUCUCCCCUCCCCGCGCCUCCCUUUCUUUCUCCGUGCCUCUCCUUUGCUCCCUCCCUGCCCCCGCCUGCCCAUGCCCUUGUCUUUGGCUUCUCCACUCCCUGCCCCACGUUUCUUCCCUCCCUGCCCCCCGUCUGCCCCUCCCUUGUUUUCCCCUCACCCAUUGCUUCUCUCCUCCCUGCCCUUGAUUUCCCACAGCCCUGCCCUCGUUUCCUAUCAUCCAUGCCCCUCGUUUCCCCCCUUCCCUCCCUGCCCCUCCCUUCCUCCCCCCCUGCCCUUUGCUCUCCCCUCGUUACGCUCCCUUCUCCCCAUCCCUGCUGCCCUCUUACCACCAUCAGCCCGUCCCCACGACCAGCCCCCCUCCCACCCUUCAAUCCCCCCCUCCCUCUCUCUCUCUCUCUCUCUCUCUCUCGCUCUCUCUCUCUCUCUCUCUCUCUCUCUCUCUCUCUCUCUCUUUCUCACACACACACACACGCACACUCCCCUCCCCCACCCCCCCCACGUACAUCCUCCCAUUCUGCCCCUCCCUGCCCCUUUCCCACCCCCUCGCACGCCCCUCACCUCCCACCUCCGUGCAACUGGUUUCCCCCCUAUGGUGCCACCCUUGCAUCGCUCGCCCCUCUGCUCACCCUCUGCCCGCCCCUUUUCCGUGCCCUCAGUUGGCCCAGCCCCUGCCCGUUGCUGCCCCUCCCCUUGCCCCCUCAACUCCCCUGCCCCCCGUACACCCCAAGUCCCAUCCAACCGCCCCCACCCUCCCCCGGCUGCCCGUUUCCGCUCUCCACCACCGCGACCGUGUGCGGCUUCCAACCGCCCAAGGGUGGUGCGCACGGGGCGUUUCUUCGCCAUUACCGCCCCUCUCCCCUUAUCCCCCACCACGCCCCCAAGCAGGCUUUUCUCCCCCCAGCCCCCCGUCUCCCUGCCCUUAGUACCGCCGCGCUCUGCCCGUGCGUCACCCUCGCCCACUUCAUACCACCUCCCCCUUCUCCCCCCCCCCGGCUUCUCCCUAUCAUCACCCGCAUGUUCCCCCACUCCCCUGUCCACAACGUCCCUCCUCCACCCCCCCUCCUGCCUUCCCCACUCCCACUCUGCCCCCCACACCUCUACGAGCCGUACCUCCCCCUCCAGCCUCCCUUUUCCCCCCCAGCUACUUCCGCAUCCAGCCACAUAGAAGCGGGAGGGGGCAGAGCCAGGGGGGAACUUGCAGCUAACACUGCACGGAAAGGGGUAAGUGAAUGUGUGGGCGAAGGAGCAGCAGAGGCUGCAGAGGGUGGGGCAGCAAAGGCUGCACGGGAAGGGGCAAUGGGGGUUGUGGGGGAAGGGGCAGCAGAGGUUGCAGAGGAAAACGCAGCAGAGGCUGCAAGGGAAGGGGCAGCAGCGGCUGCACGGGAAAGGGCGGCAGAGGCUGCACGGGAAGGGGCGGCAGGGACCGUGACUCUGGCCAGGCAAAGGGCAGAGGCCAUGGAGACAGGGGGAGGUGCUACGGGUGCAGCGGGGAAGGGGGUAACGGGGACUGGUGCGAGGGAGAGUGCUGCCCCGGCUGUAGCAAGAGAGGGUACGGCAGGGGCUAGAGUGGGAGAAGGGACAACAGUGGCCUCAAAGGUAGAAGGUGAGGCUGUAGCUGAAGCAGCAGGGAGGGCCAUAGCACGGCCAGUAGGGGCGGCAGGGGCCGCAGCAAACGCGGGGAAACACACAGUAGGGCCGGCAGAGACUGCAAAAGGGGCUAGCAGUAAAGCGGCAGCAGGCGGGGUGGGCUCGGAGGACAUAGGGGCAACAGGGGAAGGAGAGGUGAGUGUGGUCCCGACCGGGGUGGGCACUGAAGAGGGGGAUGUGAUAGCGAUAGAGGAGGAUGAGGGAGAGGAUGUGAUGCACAUUGACGGGCCACUGGCCCAAUACCUCACGCCUGACGGUGAGGCCGACCCGGCCCCCCUGCAGCCUCACGUCGAGGUCCCGGUAGUAUCCAGGGGGGCAGCCAAGGCCCUGGCCUUCUUGGCGGAGCCGUGCUCCCCGACCCCCACGUUGCUCCAUGGCCAGCCCCCCUCUCCGUCCCCAACCCCUGACCCCACGGUUGCAGGCGGUCCACCGGGAGAGCACGCGGCACACCUCUGCCCCCACCCUCAGGGGCUCCUUAGAGCACCACGUGGAGCAGCCAGGGCUCUGGCCUUCCUAGAGGAGCCAUGCUCCCCGACCCCUACCAACACCCAGCCACCCCCUACCGGCCCACUACCCCCCCCCUCCACCAGGCCCCCCCCCACCCGGCGCGGACAACCAGGUUGGCCGCCGGCGGAAGAACAGGGGCAGAGGAGGCAGAGGGUCAGCCCACCCCGACCACCAAACCUACACUCCCGCCCCGCUCCUGCACCUCCACAGGGCCAUGGGAGCGGACCAGCCCACUCACCCCCAUUCUGCCCCUCUCGUGCUGUGUCCCCCUCCCAGGUGGCGGCGGCCGCGAUCGCUACUGGGAUGGAGGCCGUCGGGUUGAGGGAUGCGCCCAUGGAAGACGCCACCGACUCCCCCUCCCAUCCCUCCCACCCCUUCCACGUCGACGACCCCCUACCGCAACCCAUGGUGAUUGGGGAGGGCCAAGGGGGCCUUCUAGGGCAGGGUCCACACCUGAGCUCCGCUCAGCCAGCAAGCCCCACCCCACCCUCUACCCUGCCAGCCCUCCUACUCUCACCUACAGGCAGGCAGGUCUUCGAGACCCCAGAGGAGGUGAGGGCUGGCAUUUCAGAUUUGCUGGCGAUACACCGCCCGAGCAGCUCUCCGGCUGCCCCCACCCUUCCAGUCCCACAGGACCGGACGCGGACGUAUGCGGAGGUCACCCGGUCUGUCCCUUCUUUUCUCCCCCCCGCCACUCAGCCAGGCGCGUCACUCCCGACCCCAAUGGAGACGGACCAGGUUCUGAGGCCGUGUCACGCGCACCUAGAUGGGGUGGCGCCUCCCCCCGUUCACCCCGUGGCGCAGGAGGUCACCAGCAGUAGGGAUGAGGCAUCCGCCCCUACCGAGACCCCUCCGCCUGGGGUAGCAGAGCCGUCACUUGAACCGCACCCCGCCGAGGGGCAGGAGCACACCACGGCACACACUUCAGGCUCACCUCCACGUCCCCCGUCCCCAGCUUCGACACCGGUACCGGCACGAGGCCCGGCCCUAUCCUGUGCGACACCACCUCUAUCUUCGCUGACACCCCCCAUGCACGGGGCUGGUGAGUCGUCUCCUCCCCUCAUCCCAGGCGAUCCUCUCGGAGCUCAGGCCGCCCACGGGGUCCCCUCUACAGCCAGUUCCGACGCCACGGCCCCGAUUGACCCCGCCGACACGGCGACAUCACCCGACCAGGUCGUGAGUUGCCCCACCUGCAGGAGCUCUCUCGCGAACCGACGCGCGCUCCAGCACCACAUUCCCUUCUGCCAUCCUGCGGACGCGGCUCGCAGGGCGCAGGCUGCCCAGGACACCGCCUCGAUCAUCCCUUCCCUCUCACAGCCCCGUGCGACCGGGAUACAGUUCACCGACGCACAGUGGCAGACGCUCGAAUCGGUGGACUGGACAGAGUACUUCUCGCCCGAGCGUAUCCACGCACGCCCUCUCCGACGUAUCCCGGAGAGGGUCCGCGGAGGAUAUCUCGACGUCCUCAGUGCGAUCCUAGUCCGCAUUGCCCAGGACCCGGAGGCUGCUGGCCCUACCUUCCUCCUCGCUGCAGCGCCGACUCUUUUCCUUGUUCCAGCGACGCCACCCGACCGCUCGCACACGGCUGCCAUUGCAACGCGCAUCUCCCGCUUUGGUCGAGGUGAGUGGGCUGAGCUAGUCUCAGAUGCACUAGGCCGUCGCACACCCCUUCCUCGGCGCACAGGUCACCGGUCACGCACCGCCACCGAUCCCUCUACAGCAGAUGAGCGCCGCAUUGCACGUUGCCUUCGUCUGGCAGCGUGCAAUGAGACCUCACGGGCGUGCGCGGCUCUCGAGUCCGCGGAGGCAGCCCCAGAUACACAGGGGACGAUACAGCGCCUGCAGUCGAAGCACCCCAACGCGGAGAGGCCGACCCCAGCUUGGCAGUCUGGCUUCCAGGGGUCCCCUCUCGUGCUCUCGGUGGAUCACUUACGCCACGCGAUUUUCACAGCUCCGCGGGGCUCUUCGGGAGGACCGUCCGGUUGGGUCGCUGAGCACCUGCGAGACACUUUCCUAGCUUUCCCUCAGAGUCUCCAUUUCCUCCUGGCCGUGUACCAGCAGUGGCUCCGAGGCCGUUGCGCUCCAGCUACGCGCUCCUUGCUAGCGUCUUCCACCCUCGUGGCUCUGGCGAAGUCGAACAUGGAUGUUCGGCCGAUUGCCAUCGGCGAGGUUUUGGUCCGCAUUCUUUCUCGUGCAGUCUGUCUCCAGCUGCGUGACCAGAUGGCGAGGGUCUUCUUGGCGUCACAGCAGUUUGGGGUGGGGGUUACGUGCGGGACAGAGGUCGUAGUUAGAGGCGUCCGCCGCGCUCUGGCUGACCACCCAGACUGGGUGGUCCUACAGCUAGACGUGGCGAAUGCCUUUAACUCCUUCCACCGAGACUGGAUGUUCCAGGCAUUGCAGGCCAGCCCGGAGUUUCAGUGCCUGAUCCCCUUCAUCGGCCUCUUCUACGGGACGCCCUCGGAUCUCCACUACAGGUCAGGCACGGGAGUGGUCACGAUGCACUCGGAGCGGGGCACUCGCCAGGGAGACCCUCUCAGCCCCUUCUUGUACGCUCUGACACAGCGUCUUGCUUUGGAGCCGGUUCUGGUGGAGGGGGAUGUCCAGCUCUGGUCGUACGCCGAUGACACGUACGUGCUAGGUCCCCCAGACAGGGUGCUGCACCACUUUGCCGAGAUCGUGAGGCGCUUGGGCGAGAUGGGCCUUGCAGCCCAGCCGCACAAGUGCCUCGUCUACCAGACAGAGUCCUUUCUGUCCAGGGAUCUGGAGGCCUUCACGGGCCUAGGGGUCGAGGUCGCACGCCGAGGGCUCACCGUGACAGGCGUACCAGUAGGCACCGUUUCGUUUGUGGAGCAGAGUCUCCCGGAUCGUCUCGAGAGGAUGGGGCGGGUGCUACCUUGGCUUCCGAGGUUGCGCCAGCCCCAGACAGCUGCCCGCCUUCUGUCGGCGUGUGUCAGCACUCGUCCGCAGUACCUGUCGAGGACCGUCCCUCCUUCGCCCGCAGUGAUCUCUAGUUUUACACGGUGGGACGCACGCCUGGGAGAGACAUUCCAGCAGCUUUUAGCUUCACGGACCUGGGCUUGUCGCGAGGACGUCCGAGAGGCCGCCCUAGACCAGAUCUUCCUCCCCAUCCGUCUCGGGGGUUUUGGCAUUCGUCGCAUGGCACGCAUCGCCCCGGUGAGUUUCGUGUGCUCCUGGGUGCAGUGUGCUCCCAUUCUCUGUUCUCUCCCUGCGUGUGGCGAGGUGUUUCGGCAGAGCUUCGCUUCAGGUGAGCCAGAGCAGAUCGACCGGGCUCUGCAGACGGCGCUAGAGGGUCUCCCACCCGACGUUCUCUCUCUCCUUCCCCCCUGGCCCUCUUGCGCUUCUGCCUCCCCCGAUUCCCUUUUUGCAGGAGCGAGCCGUCUUCUGGAGGCGCAGGCCUUGGAGGCCGUGCGUGCCCGUCACGCCUCUCCCUUGCACCUUGCCCGUUUGACUUCCCUUCAGGGCGGAGGUGCAGGGGCGUGGUUGACGUCGGUGCCGUACGCUGACCCACUGCGCAUCCCGGAGGCGCUGUGGCAGGCGGCUUCAUCUUCUCGUCUCGGUCUCCCUAUCCCCCAGUUAGCCCUUGCAGGUCAGUGCUCCUGCGGACAGGCGAUUGACGACAUGACGGUGCCUCAUCACGCGGUUCGGUGCCCGCGCUACGGGGUCGCCACUACCAUCCACGACACGGUGAAGUACAUGCUUCGAGACUUUGCGGUCGAGGCGGGCUUCGCGGUAAAGGUGGAGGACUCUACGCUGUUCACACAGUUGGAGGCGGCUCGAGCGAGACUACUGGGACAGCCAGUGGUGGGAGAGGGGACGCGGGCUGAGGGACCGGGGGAGCAGAGAGGCGAGGCGGGACAGCCGGGUGGCGGGGGACAGUGGGGACAGCACCAGCUGCGGGGUCAGGGGCAGGGGCGGGAGCAGCAGAGAGCGGACGGAGGUACAGGAGGGGCAGCGGGAUUGGGAGGGGAGGGCCAGGGAGUGAGAGAGGCAGCAGGGGAUGGAGCAGGGGGGUCGGGAGGGUUGGGGGAGGGUAGAGAGGGGGAGGGGAGAGGACAGGUGGAUGGAGGAGAGGAGAGGGGGAGAGAGACGAUCGGAGAGGAGGCACCAAGGGACCAGACAGGGCAGCAGCCAGCGCAACAGCAGGGACCAGUCGGACGCACAGGCCGUGUAGGCACCGCCUCCCGCAUCCCAGACCUCACCUGCCGCGACGUUGGCCAGGGUCUGAUGGUUCUUGUGGAUGUCUCCAUAGCGGAUCCACAGCGGGAGGGGAACGUGCAGCUGAGACGGGCGACCCCCACACAGAUUGGAGUGGCAUCAGCUAGACGGGUGCAGGAGAAGUUGCGGCACUGGGGGCCGCACUUAGAGGGGCUGCAGCCGGCACCACACUUUUACGCGUGCGUGGCGGAGACCUUUGGCCUUCUGAGUGAGCCGCUGAGUCAGUUCCUGGGGCUCUGCGCAAAGAGGAUAGCACAGCGGAGGAGGGAUAGAGGUGGGGGGGAUGACGGAUCGGCACGGAUAUUUGAGGCAGGACUCACUACACGCCUCUCCGUUGCACUGCAGCGCGCGCAGGCUCAAUGCAUGAUCCAGCAUGCGGUGCGGCAGUUAGGGGGAUCCGACGACGGGUGGAUGCCCGCACCAGUCCCACUAGGUGCGGGGCAGGGUACUUGGCACCACGUCACAGGGUGCUUCGAGAGUUCACACCCCCUGCCCCCUCAUGCCAUCCGCUCCCCCCGCCCCUACCCUCCGCGUGCCCGCUCCCUUGCCGCCUCUUUUGACCCUCCCUGCCCCCCCUCGCCGUUUCCCACCGCCCGCCAUUCGCUCCUCCCCGCCCGUGCGCUCCCCUCCUUUACCUUCUCCUCCCCCCUCCCCUCCUCUGCUGCACGCCUCUUCCUUCCCCUCGCCGACCCACUCCACUCCCUGCCCCUCCUCAAUCCGCACCCUGCCCCUCGUAUCUCGCCCCCCUAUGCUUGGUUUCUCCCCUCCCUGCCCCUUGCCGCCUUUCCCCGCUCCCCACCUCCCCCCUCUCCCUGCCCCCCCCACUCUCCCCCCCCUUGUCCUUGGCUUCCUACCUCCCUGCCUCACCUUUCCCCCCUCCGUGUGCUCAGCUUCUCCCCUCCCUGCCCCUCCCUCCUCCCCGCCCUGCCCCUCAUUUUCCGCCCCCCCCACGCCCGGUUUCUCCCCUCCCCGCGCCUCCCUUUCUUUCCCCGUGCCUCUCCUUUGCUCCCUCCCUGCCCCCGCCUGCCCAUGCCCCUGUCUUUGGCUUCUCCCCUCCCUGCCCCACGUUUCUUCCCUCCCUGCCCCCCGUCUGCCCCUCCCUUGUUUUCCCCUCACCCAUUGCUUCUCUCCUCCCUGCCCUUGAUUUCCCACACCCCUGCCCUCGUUUCCUAUCAUCCAUGCCCCUCGUUUCCCCCCUUUGUACGUUCAGCCUCUUCCCUCCCUGCCCCUCCCUUCCUCCCCCCCUGCCCUUUGCUCUCCCCUCGUUACGCUCCCUUCUCCCCAUCCCUGCUGCCCUCUUACCACCAUCAGCCCAUCCCCACGACCAGCCCCCCUCCCACCCUUCAAUCCCCCCCUCCCUCUCUCUCUCUCUCUCUCUCUCUCUCUCUCUCUCUUUCUCACACACACACACACGCACACUCCCCUCCCCCACCCCCCCCACGUACAUCCUCCCAUUCUGCCCCUCCCUGCCCCUUUCCCACCCCCUCGCACGCCCCUCACCUCCCACCUCCGUGCAACUGGUUUCCCCCCUAUGGUGCCACCCUUGCAUCGCUCGCCCCUCUGCUCACCCUCUGCCCGCCCCUUUUCCGUGCCCUCAGUUGGCCCAGCCCCUGCCCGUUGCUGCCCCUCCCCUUGCCCCCUCAACUCCCCUGCCCCCCGUACACCCCAAGUCCCAUCCAACCGCCCCCACCCUCCCCCGGCUGCCCGUUUCCGCUCUCCACCCCCGCGACCGUGUGCGGCUUCCAACCGCCCAACGGUGGUGCGCACGGGGCGUUUCUUCGCACGGGCAAGCCUCCCCGGGGGCCCCCCACCCCGCUGGGUCGUUCCCCCCGUCUCCCUGCCCUUAGUACCGCCGCGCUCUGCCCGCGCGUCACCCUCGCCCACUUCAUACCACCUCCCCCUUCUCCCCCCCCCGGCUUCCCCCUAUCAUCACCCGCAUGUUCCCCCACUCCCCUGUCCACAACGUCCCUCCUCCACCCCCCCUCCUGCCUUCCCCACUCCCACUCUGUCCCCCACACCUCUACGAGCCGUACCUCCCCCUCCAGCCUCCCUUUUCCCCCCCAGCUAUUUCCGCAUCCAGCGUGGGCUGCACCUCUGCAUCAUGCCCUGCCAGGCCCUCCGAGGACCCAACUGCCGCCACCUGACACCACGCCGCCUUUCCCACCCCCAUCCAAUCUCUACACCCCCUGCCCCUGCUCCCUGCGCAAUCCAGCCACCUACCCCAGCCUCCCUCUACCUCUCCCUAACUCCACGCUGCCGUUCCUACCCCCAGCCAGGGUCUACACCCCUUGCUUUUGCUCCCUGUGCUGUGCCGUCCCCAACCUCCGUCCGCCUUUCCGCGGCACCAGACCGCCUCUCCCUCCCCCAGCCAACCUCUGCACCCCCUGUUCCUGCCCCUUGUGCCUUCCAACACCCUACCCCAACCCCCCCCAGUCUCCCCCUUCUCCAACACCCUCCAUAUUUCCUCCCCCCUGGGGCUCGCCCAUCCGCAGCGCCUCCUUUCGGUGCCCUCUCGGCCCUCCCACGUUCUCACCCCCCGCCCUCCAACCUUCUCAUUACCCGCUACCAGGCUCACGCCAACCCGACUACCCACUACCCUUUGCCCCUUCCUCUCUGUUCCCCACCCUUCCUCCCCCACUUGGCUCCACCUGCCCACCCCCACCUCCCGUGGAAUUCUGCCCUGCCCUCCCCACCUCUGGCCCACCACCUGUCCCCACACCCUGCUCACCCACCACUACAUCACCCCCGCCCCCCCACCUCCACUACAGCCCGCCAACACUUCCCCUCUCAACCGGCCCCCAGCCCGCCCCCCCCUUGGGCCCCAAUCCCCUCCAACUGUCAGGCCCCCUCUACCCUCUCUUCCACCCACUGCGCACCGCUUUCCCCACCCUUUUUCCAUUUCCCCAAGCUAACCCCCCGCACCCCGGCCUCUGCCAGGGAGUCCCUUCCCCCUUUGACGCCCUCUUGAGCCAACUCCAGCAACUCACGCCGCCACCGCCAGGCAUGCUGCCUCUAUUACUUGUGAAAACACUUAAUCCUACUAGCACCCCCAAGCACAUAGAAGCGGGAGGGGGCAGAGCCAGGGGGGAACUUGCAGCUAACACUGCACGGGAAGGGGUAAGUGAAUGUGUGUGCGAAGGAGCAGCAGAGGCUGCAGAGGAUGGGGCAGCAAAGGCUGCACGGGAAGGGGCAAUGGGGGUUGUGGGGGAAGGGGCAGCAGAGGUUGCAGAGGAAAGGGCAGCAGAGGCUGCAAGGGAAGGGGCAGCAGCGGCUGCACGGGAAAGGGCGGCAGAGGCUGCACGGGAAGGGGCGGCAGGGACCGUGACUCUGGCCAGGCAAAGGGCAGAGGCCAUGGAGACAGCAAGAGAGGGUACGGCAGGGGCUAGAGUGGGAGAAGGGUCAGCAGUGGCCUCAAAGGCAGAAGGUGAGGCUGCAGCUGAAGCAGCAGGGAGGGCCAUAGCACGGCCAGUAGGGGCGGCAGGGGCCGCAGCAAACGCGGGGAAACACACAGCAGGGCCGGCAGAGACCGCAAAAGGGGCUAGCAGUAAAGCGGCAGCAGGCGGGGUGGGCUCGGGGGACAUAGGGGCAACAGGGGAAGGAGAGGUGAGUGUGGUCCCGACCGGGGUGGGCACGGAAGAGGGGGAUGUGAUAGCGAUAGAGGAGGAUGAGGGAGAGGAUGUGAUGCACAUUGACGGGCCACUGGCCCAAUACCUCACGCCUGACGGUGAGGCCGACCCGGCCCCCGUGCAGCCUCACGUCGAGGUUCCCCCUCUACCCCCCAUGCCCGUCCACAUGCUAGCAGAAGGACCGAUGGAGGGGCUGGGGGAGACCUUGAGGACAGAGCCGCACGAGGGAGCCCCCAUCCUCACCUCCCGUCCUCCAGCCCACCCACCCCCAGGAGCACCAUUUCCCCACCCCCACCCUCAGGUCCCGGUAGUAUCCAGGGGGGCAGCCAAGGCCCUGGCCUUCUUGGCGGAGCCGUGCUCCCCGACCCCCACGUUGCUCCAUGGCCAGCCCCCCUCUCCGUCCCCAACCCCUGACCCCACGGUUGCAGGCGGUCCACCGGGAGAGCACGCGGCACACCUCUGCCCCCACCCUCAGGGGCUCCUUAGAGCACCACGUGGAGCAGCCAGGGCUCUGGCCUUCCUAGAGGAGCCAUGCUCCCCGACCCCUACCAACACCCAGCCACCCCCUACCGGCCCACUACCCCCCCCUCCACCAGCCCCCCCCCCACCCGGUAGUACACACAUCUCGGAGGUUGAAGCAUCUCUGCGGCCAAAUCCCUCUCCCACACGCUACAGGCACCCAAACCACCCGAGUCGCCGCACAGCCCCAACACGCCCACCCAACAGGCUGCCCCCCUCACACCACCCCCCCCAGGCAGCCGAGACCCACCCGCAAGGGCUUGCGCCCCAGGCUCAUGGGAGCGGCGGCACCCGGGUAGAGGGGCCCACAGGAGAGGCCACCACAGAGCCCACACAAACCCCUCUCCCCCCACCGUUUGUACCUCGCUCUAACCUCCACACUGGCCCAGCCCCUCGACCCCCACCUUCAACCCCCCCUCCCGGCCGGGUUCCCCACGAGUGGCCCCGUUGGGCAGCCAUCACCCCCCACACACAGCCUGCCCGAUCUGUCCCCACGGAGGGGGAUGUCUCGAGGAGAGAGGGGAUGCACACAGAGCACCCCCCGCCCGGCGAACCACCCAUCCUCCCUCCAACCACCCCUUUGGCCCCACAGCCCCCCCUUCCUUCACAAACAGGCGCGGACAACCGGGCCCUACCGCUACAGCCCGACCACCAAACCCACACUCCCGCCCCGCUCCUACACCUCCACAGGGCCAUGGGAGCGGACCAGCCCACUCUCCCCCAUUCUGCCCCUCCCUUGCUGUGUCCCCCUCCCAGGUGGCGGCGGGCCGCGAUCGCUACGGGGAUGGAGGCCGUCGGGUUGAGGGAUGCGCCCAUGGAAGACGCCACCGACUCCCCCUCCCAUCCCUCCCACCCCUUCCAUGUCGACGACCCCCUACCGCAACCCAUGGUGAUUGGGGAGGGCCAAGGGGGCCUUCUAGGGCAGGGUCCACACCCGAGCUCCGCUCAGCCAGCAAGCCCCACUCCACCCUCUACCCUGCCAGCCCUCCUACUCUCACCUACAGGCAGGCAGGUCUUCGAGACCCCAGAGGAGGUGAGGGCUGGCAUUUCAGAUUUGCUGGCGAUACACCGCCCGAGCAGCUCUCCGGCUGCCCCCACCCUCCCAGUCCCACAGGACCGGACCCGGACGUAUGCGGAGGUCACCCGGUCUGUCCCUUCUUUUAUCCCCCCUGCCACUCAGCCAGGCGCGUCACUCCCGACCCCAAUGGAGACGGACCAGGUUCAGAGGCCGUGUCACGCGCACCUAGAUGGGGUGGCGCCUCCCCCCGUUCAGCCCGUGGCGCAGGAGGUCACCAGCAGUAGGGAUGAGGCAUCCGCCCCUACCGAGACCCCUCCGCCUGGGGUAGCAGAGCCGUCACUUGAACCGCACCUCGCCGAGGGGCAGGAGCACACCACGGCACACACUUCAGGCUCACCCCCACGUCCCCCCUCCCCAGCUUCGACACCGGUUCCGGCACGAGGCCCGGCCCUAUCCUGUGCGACACCACCUCUAUCUUCGCUGACACCCCCCAUGCACGGGGUUGGUGAGUCGUCGCCUCCCCUCAUCCCAGGCGAUCCUCUCGGAGCUCAGGCCGCCCACGGGGUCCCCUCUACAGCCAGUUCCGACGCCACGGCCCCGAUUGACCCCGCCGACACGGCGACAUCACCCGACCAGGUCGUGAGUUGCCCCACCUGCAGGAGCUCUCUCGCGAACCGACGCGCGCUCCAGCACCACUUUCCCUUCUGCCAUCCUGCGGACGCGGCUCGCAGGGCGCAGGCUGCCCAUGACACCGCCUCGAUCAUCCCUUCCCUCUCACAGCCCCGUGCGACCGGGAUACAGUUCACCGACGCACAGUGGCAGACGCUCGACUCGGUGGACAAGACAGAGUACUUCUCGCCCGAGCGUAUCCAUGCACGCCCUCUCCGACGUGUCCCGGAGAGGGUCCGCGGAGGAUAUCUCGACGUCCUCAGUGCGAUCCUAGUCCGCAUUGCCCAGGACCCGGAGGCUGCUGGCCCUACCUUCCUCCUCGCCGCAGCGCCGACUCUUUUCCUUGUUCCAGCGACGCCACCCGACCGCUCGCACACGGCUGCCAUUGCAACGCGCAUCUCCCGCUUUGGUCGAGGUGAGUGGGCUGAGCUAGUCUCAGAUGCACUAGGCCGUCGCACACCCCUUCCUCGGCGCACAGGUCACCGGUCACGCACCGCCACCGAUCCCUCUACAGCAGAUGAGCGCCGCAUCGCACGUUGCCUACGUCUGGCAGCGUGCAAUGAGACCUCACGGGCGUGCGCGGCUCUCGAGUCCGCGGAGGCAGCCCCAGAUACACAGGGGACGAUACAGCGCCUGCAGUCGAAGCACCCCAACGCGGAGAGGCCGACCCCAGCUUGGCAGUCUGGCUUCCAGGGGUCCCCUCUCGUGCUCUCGCGUCUUGCUUUGGAGCCGGUUCUGGUGGAGGGGGAUGUCCAGCUCUGGUCGUACGCCGAUGACACGUACGUGCUAGGUCCCCCAGACAGGGUGCUGCACCACUUUGCCGAGAUCGUGAGGCGCUUGGGCGAGAUGGGCCUUGCAGCCCAGCCGCACAAGUGCCUCGUCUACCAGACAGAGUCCUUUCUGUCCAGGGAUCUGGAGGCCUUCACGGGCCUAGGGAUCGAGGUCGCACGCCGAGGGCUCACCGUGACAGGCGUACCGGUAGGCACCGUUUCGUUCGUGGAGCAGAGUCUCCCGGAUCGUCUCGAGAGGAUGGGGCGGGUGCUACCUUGGCUUCCGAGGUUGCGCCAGCCCCAGACAGCUGCCCGCCUUCUGUCGGCGUGUGUCAGCACUCGUCCGCAGUACCUGUCGAGGACCGUCCCUCCUUCGCCCGCAGUGAUCUCUAGUUUUACACGGUGGGACGCACGCCUGGGAGAGACAUUUCAGCAGCUUUUAGCUUCAGGGACCUGGGCUUGUCGCGAGGACGUCCGAGAGGCCGCCCUAGACCAGAUCUUCCUCCCCAUCCGUCUCGGGGGUUUCGGCAUUCGUCGCAUGGCACGCAUUGCCCCGGUGAGCCAGAGGCAGAUCGACCGGGCUCUGCAGACGGCGCUAGAGGGUCUCCCACCUGACGUUCUCUCUCUCCUUCCCCCCUGGCCCUCUUGCGCUUCUGCCUCCCCCGAUUCCCUUUUUGCAGGAGCGAGCCGUCUUCUGGAGGCGCAUGCCUUGGAGGCCGUGCGUGCCCGUCACGCCUCUCCCUUGCACCUUGCCCGUUUGACUUCCCUUCAGGGCGCAGGUGCAGGGGCGUGGUUGACGUCGGUGCCGUACGCUGACCCACUGCGCAUCCCGGAGGCGCUGUGGCAGGCGGCUUCAUCUUCUCGUCUUGGUCUCCCUAUCCCCCAGUUAGCCCUUGCAGGUCAGUGCUCCUGCGGACAGGCGAUUGACGACAUGACGGUGCCUCAUCACGCGGUUCGGUGCCCGCGCUACGGGGUCGCCACUACCAUCCACGACACGGUGAAGUACAUGCUUCGAGACUUUGCGGUCGAGGCGGGCUUCGCAGUAAAGGUGGAGGACUCUACGCUGUUCACACAGUUGGAGGCGGCUCGAGCGAGACUACUGGGACAGCCAGUGGUGGGAGAGGGGACGCGGGCUGAGGGACCGGGGGAGCAGAGAGGCGAGGCGGGAUCAGCCGGGUGGCGGGGGACAGUGGGGACAGCACCAGCUGCGGGGUCAGGUGGAGCGAGGGAUAGGGGGGCAGAGGGGUCCGCAGGGGGAGCAGACGGGCCAGGACGGAGAGGGGAGACGGCACAGGCAGCAGCAGGAGAGCCAGGGGAGGCCGCGGGCCCAGGGCGCCGCGCCUCCAGGUUCGGCCUCGGGGUGGGGCAGGGGCGGGAGCAGCAGAGAGCGGACGGAGGUACAGGAGGGGCAGCGGGAUUGGGAGGGGAGGGCCAGGGAGUGAGAGAGGCAGCAGGGGAUGGAGCAGGGGGGUCGGGAGGGUUGGGGGAGGGUAGAGAGGGGGAGGGGAGAGGACAGCGCGAGGGGAACGUGCAGCUGAGACGGGCGACCCCCACACAGAUUGGAGUGGCAGCAGCUAGACGGGUGCAGGAGAAGCUGAGGCACUGGGGGCCGCACUUAGAGGGGCUGCAGCCGGCACCACACUUUUACGCGUGCGUGGCGGAGACCUUUGGCCUUUUGAGUGAGCCGCUGCGUCAGUUUCUGGGGCUCUGCGCAAAGAGGAUAGCACAGCGGAGGAGGGAUAGAGGUGGGGGGGAUGACGGAUCGGCACGGAUAUUUGAGGCAGGACUCACUACACGCCUCUCCGUUGCACUGCAGCGCGCGCAGGCUCAAUGCAUGAUCCAGCAUGCGGUGCGGCAGUUAGGGGGAUCCGACGACGGGUGGAUGCCUGCACCAGUCCCACUGGGUGCGGGGCAGGGUACUUGGCACCACGUCACAGGUCACACCCCCUGCCCCCUCAUGCCAUCCGCUCCCCCCCGCCCCUACCCUCCGCGUGCCCGCUCCCUUGCCGCCUCUUUUGACCCUCCCUGCCCCCCCUCGCCGUUUCCCACCGCCCGCCAUUCGCUCCUCCCCGCCCGUGCGCUCCCCUCCUUUACCUUCUCCUCCCCCCUCCCCUCCUCUGCUGCACGCCUCUUCCUUCCCCUCGCCGACCCACUCCACUCCCUGCCCCUCCUCAAUCCGCACCCUGCCCCUCGUAUCUCGCCCCCCUAUGCUUGGUUUCUCCCCUCCCUGCCCCUCGCCGCCUUUCCCCGCUCCCCACCUCCCCCCUCUCCCUGCCCCCCCCACGCCCUCUCCCCCCCCCUUGUCCUUGGCUUCCUACCUCCCUGCCUCACCUUUCCCCCCUCCGUGUGCUCAGCUUCUCCCCUCCCUGCCCCUCCCUCCUCCCCGCCCUGCCCCUCAUUUUCCGCCCCCCCCCCACGCCCGGUUUCUCCCCUCCCCGCGCCUCCCUUUCUUUCUCCGUGCCUCUCCUUUGCUCCCUCCCUGCCCCCGCCUGCCCAUGCCCCUGUCUUUGGCUUCUCCCCUCCCUGCCCCACGUUUCUUCCCUCCCUGCCCCCCGUCUGCCCCUCCCUUGUUUUCCCCUCACCCAUUGCUUCUCUCCUCCCUGCCCUUGAUUUCCCACACCCCUGCCCUCGUUUCCUAUCAUCCAUGCCCCUCCCCCUGCCCGUUGCUGCCCCUCCCCUUGCCCCCUCAACUCCCCUGCCCCCCGUACACCCCAAGUCCCAUCCAACCGCCCCCACCCUCCCCCGGCUGCCCGUUUCCGCUCUCCACCCCCGCGACCGUGUGCGGCUUUCCAACCGCCCAACGGUGGUGCGCACGGGGCGUUUCUUCGCAUGGGCAAGCCUCCCCGGGGGCCCCCCACCCCGCUGGGUCGUU
Molecule: messenger RNA, 16323 nt
Organism: Closterium sp. NIES-65
Lineage: Eukaryota; Viridiplantae; Streptophyta; Zygnematophyceae; Desmidiales; Closteriaceae
Source: the annotation of a GenBank genome assembly